ACUACAUUACUGCACUCAGCUCAUUUACCAUAGGAUCCCAGCACCAAAAUGUCGAUGAAGAGGAUACACUUUUUUAUGAAGUUGAUGAAGCUGCUUGGCAAAGGACAUCGAAUCCAUUCUUCAAGGAAAUGCUUAGCACAACUUUACGAGCAGAGAAAACUACAGGAAUUGCAGUGCAGAUCACUGUCAUCGCAAUUCGGCUACUUUGAACCUAUGCCAACAAUUCUAGAAGAGGACGAAUCAGCAUUUACCUAUUAAUGCUAAAGAAAAAAGAAUGAAACUACCUCACGAUACGGCAAGUCGAGCAAGGGCUAAAACGCUCUCUUCUUCUGCAAUAGCUGUGCCGCCUGAAAUGAUCUCUACGCAAAAUACGGGUUUUCGUCGACCUCAGCUCUCAAUUUUCACAAAGUCAACAUGAUGUGCAAUAUACAGUGUACCCAACGACUUCUGUCGAACGAUAAAACAUCAGUUUGCUGCGC
Molecule: messenger RNA, 479 nt
Organism: Cylicocyclus nassatus
Lineage: Eukaryota; Metazoa; Nematoda; Chromadorea; Rhabditida; Strongylidae
Source: the annotation of a GenBank genome assembly